Lactuca virosa is the source of this 528-nucleotide messenger RNA. The record is from the annotation of a GenBank genome assembly. Lineage: Eukaryota; Viridiplantae; Streptophyta; Magnoliopsida; Asterales; Asteraceae.
AUGUCCUCCAAUCAAAAUGCUUAUGCAUCAAUCGGAUACAAGUUUCUUUUGCUAGAGCAUGUUGCAUUGCAAGAUCCACUAAGUGUAUCAGUUGCCAUUCUCCACCAGUUUGAUAUUCUUCCUGAUAUGUAUCAAAUUGGUUAUACAAAGUUGUUCUUUAGAACUGGACAGAUUGGAAAGCUUGAGGAUACAAGGAACCGAACUCUUAAUGACAUAUUGCGUGUUCAAAGCUGCUUUAGAGGUCACAAAGCUCGUCAAUAUUUGAAGGAACUUAAACGAGGAAUUUUCACUCUUCAGUCAUAUGUUCGUGGUGAAAAAACCAGAAAGGAGUUUGUGGUAUUGCUACAAAGACAUAGGGCGGCUGUUUUUAUACAGAAACAGAUUAAAUCAAAAGUAAGCAAGAAAAGAUUUGAAGACAUUCAUGGCGCUACUGUUGUGUUACAAGCUGUUAUACGAUGGUGGUUGGUUAGAAGAUGCUCAGGGGAUAUUACACUACUUCAAUUUGGUUCUGGAAAGAGCAAUGAAUAA